Molecule: messenger RNA, 397 nt
Organism: Aspergillus novofumigatus IBT 16806
Lineage: Eukaryota; Fungi; Ascomycota; Eurotiomycetes; Eurotiales; Aspergillaceae
Exons: 2
Coding region: 1-315 (104 amino acids)
Source: RefSeq, a predicted model, not a curated record
AUGCCCAAAGGAAGACGAAAGGUUGAUAGACUGGCUGUCGCACAAGCCAAAAGCUAUAUUCAGGGAGUGAAUCAAGAAAAAGACCAACAUCACUGCUUCAUAUAUCUUACCGAGUCUACUUUUGAUAAGAAGGAUACUCAGGACGUUUACAAGGUUUGUGAAUUUGCCAUUAAAGGACUUCCUGCAGGUACUAACUAUGAAAAGUGGAUUUCAAAAUUGCUUAUUAAAGCUGACAUUAUCAAGGAUAUAAGAAGGGCGAAGCAUAUGUUCACACACUAUGACCUCAUGAACAUUCACAAUUUCAGCAUCUUCUAGUGUGAAAGAUAUUAAAUAAUUAACUUCCUCCGGGUCUCCCAGCAUGUCAUUGAGCCACUGAUCUAUGGCAUCUAUAUCCUAA